CUCGAUCCGGGUUGGUUUUUGGAUGAAGAUUGCAGUGUGUCUGGUCCCUGGGCCCAGUCGGUUAAGUCAGCCGUGCGGGAGAUGGAAUAUGUGGACAUGAACCGUCUGGGCUGCGGAGGAGGAGGAGGAGCAGGAGGAGCAGGAGGAGGAGGAGGAGGGAAGAAGACGCGAGUGGAGGGGGGCCAGCUCGGGGGUGACGAGUGGACACGCCAUGGCAGCUUUGUGAACAAGCCAACUCGAGGCUGGCUCCACCCGGACGACAAGGUGAUGGGAUCCGGCGUCUCCUACCUCGUACGGUACAUGGGCUGUGUGGAGGUCCUGCAGUCAAUGCGAGCGCUGGACUUCAACACCCGGACGCAGGUCACCAGGGAAGCGAUCAGUGUGGUGUGCGAAGCCGUCCCGGGGGCGAAAGGUGUCUUUAGGCGGAGGAAGCCAUGCAGCCGGUCACUCCACACCAUCCUGGGGAAGAGCAACCUGCAGUUCGCGGGAAUGGCCAUUACCCUCACCAUCUCCACCAGCAGCCUCAACCUCAUGGCAUCCGACUGCAAACAGAUCAUCGCCAAUCACCACAUGCAGUCCAUAUCCUUCGCCUCCGGUGGCGAUCCGGACACGGCAGAAUAUGUUGCCUACGUCGCCAAAGACCCUGUCAAUCAAAGAGCGUGCCACAUAUUGGAGUGCCCGGACGCCAUGGCCCAGGAUGUCAUCAGCACCAUAGGGCAGGCCUUUGAGCUGCGUUUCAAGCAGUACUUGAAGAAUCCUCCCAAACUGGUCACCCCCCAUGACAGGAUGGCGGGUUUCGACAGCUCAGCCUGGGACGAGGAAGAGGAAGAUCCCGCAGACCACCAGUACUACAACGACUUCCCGGGCAAGGAGCCGCCGCUGGGGGGCUUGGUGGACGUCCGGCACCGCGAGGGGUCAGGGGUCACGGCCCCCCGGCUCCCUGCCCUCCCACCGCAGCACCCCAACCAUCACGGAGCCACUCUGCCCGUGGGACAAACGCCAGGGAAGGCCUACGACUCGCAGUCGCCAUCCUCGGACUCUCCGAAGCAGCUGACCACCGCGCAAGGUACUUGCCCGCAGAGGUUCGGUCACCCCGGUUUACCCCCCAGCGGGAAGCCAGGGUGCCGCUCUGAGAUGUUCGAUGACCCCUCGUACGUCAACGUGCAGAACCUGGACAAAACAAAGCCCCCAGUCGUCGGGCAGACCAACGGCAAUACUCAGACGGACAUCUUUGACAUGAAGCCGUUCGAGGAUGCCCUGAGGGUGCCCCACCCCUCGCCCCCAGCCAGCGCCCCCCCGAGCCAGGUCAGUGCCGGUAUGGAGGAGCAGCUCCGCCGGGAGGUCUGGUACCACGGCAAAAUGAACCGCAGGGAGGCGGAGAAGCUGCUGCUGGCGAACGGGGACUUCCUGGUGCGGGAGAGUACCAGCACCCCGGGGCAGUACGUGCUGACCGGCCUGCAGAGUGGGCAACCGAAACACCUCCUGCUGGUGGACCCAGAGGGAGUGGUGAGUGUACGCCCCCCUUCCCCUGUCCAGGGCGGGGGGCUGCCAUCAGGGGGAGCGGUGUAG
Messenger RNA from Hemiscyllium ocellatum (epaulette shark), 1569 nucleotides. Its product is annotated as SHC-transforming protein 1-like. The transcript has 13 exons. The record is from RefSeq and is a predicted model, not a curated record. Gene Ontology annotation, biological process: cell surface receptor protein tyrosine kinase signaling pathway; intracellular signal transduction. Bases 82 to 1569 code for a protein of 495 amino acids. Gene Ontology annotation, molecular function: receptor tyrosine kinase binding. Gene Ontology annotation, cellular component: plasma membrane. Lineage: Eukaryota; Metazoa; Chordata; Chondrichthyes; Orectolobiformes; Hemiscylliidae.